GAAUGGGUGUGUUUUUUGACGCACUUUGUGUCAGUCGGGCCCAUAGGGUUAAGCGCUCGUGCCGCCCCAUACAAGAUGCCGCCCUGGGCGACCGCCCAGUUCGCCCGUACCUAAAACCGCCACUGGGUGUAGUGGUAAAAUUAGAAGUAGGCAAACUAUAAAUUCUGUGAUCACAGUGGGGUGGACCUACCAGGUUUUUAAAAAAGCCGUUUAGAGCUUGUUUGAUGAUGGUGGAGGUUAUUGUCUAAUGUUUAAUACCAAUGGUAUUAUGCCUCCUAGAAUGUUGAUGAGUGUAGGCUACAUCUUGUGAAUGUGAAUAAUAGAAUGUUUUUUAAAGUUAAAAGUUGCAAUAAGUGAAUAAACUCUUUUGACAGGUGCAGCUCUAAUAAGAGGUAGGCCUAAACUCUCUUUACUUGUGUUUAGCCUCCACUAGGCUACAACCCUGGAUGAUCUCAUAGCCCAAAACAGAUACAAAAGUGCAAAGUGAUGCACGUAAAUAACAGACAUGACUAAUUUAAUUGAAUUCCUGUGACUAGAUCAUCUUUCAGAAGGGACUCUUAUGGGAUGUGUGGCGAGAGCUCGAGUUAAUACCAGUAAGCGACCAAAAUAACCACUGACGCACAGCUACGCAACACUAGGCUAUGCAAUAACUGGAACGCGUGUGUCGUUUCAGCGUUACGGUGACCUAGGCCACUCGCAAGAGCCUAUUUUCAUCUAGUGCAGUCAUCUUUUCAGCGUCAUUUGAAUCAUAAGCGAAUAGGCUAUAACGAGACGCAUAAAAGGGGAGCCUGAAAUCGCAUUGAACCUAUUGACAACCUGCCUGCGAUAGCCUACAAGAGACGGGAGUAAGAAUCCAGCGUAGGUCCUAGGCUAACCCAUUCACAGUGUCUCAUACCGGUUCACUCCAUCAAGGAGUCACGCCAUGAUGCCUGCGUUUUCUUUAGAGGACUGGCCUUCCAAAUGCAUAUCCACUGCAGACCUCGUGACCUCUCGUCUGCAUGGUGAAAGGACUCCUAUCCACCCAGAGCAGGAGAGAAAUCUGACUUUAAACAUUUUCAGUCAUUAUGGUGAUAAUCAGUCGGAUUACUUGGCGGACCACUUUGAUCGCUCGUGGAUAACAAGAGACACCGGCUCGCUUGGAGGAGUUGCGAAACAUAACCAAGAUAAAGUAAACGUCGAUAUCACAAAUCAACUUGACAGAACGCAUCCAAACUCUGGAAAGCAGUAUGGACAUAUCCUCGAAGAACAAAGGAAUAAUCAGAAAUUGAAUGAACUUGAAGGAAAUAAUAGUUUGUGUUAUCAAGACCUUCCGUUCAAGAGGUGUGAGGCUCCAGUUCUGUCGUCGUAUCCGAACGUAACCAGUCCUGCCCAAGAAAAUGUGAUCUGCUACUUGUGGGAAGUUGCAAAUCAAAAUACAUAUCUUCACGAAAGGCAAAAGUAUCGGUUCCACAUAAUCCCCGAUGGCAACUGCCUGUACCGGGCAGUGAGUAGGGCAGCCUACGGGAAUCAGUCAAAGCACAAGGAAUUGAGAGAGCAAGCCAUUCAUUACGUCGCUGACCACUUAGAGGAGUUCAAUUCUAUCAUUGAAGGAGAUGUCGGGGGUUUUCUUAUCAGUGCCUCGCAAGAAGGGGUAUGGGCUGGAUAUCCUGAGUUGCUAGCUAUGAGCAAGUUGCUCAAUGUGAACAUUUAUCUGACCACUGGAGGAAGUUUCGCAAGUCCUACUGUCUCGACCAUGGUUCAUUUUCUCGGAGAGGAGAACUCAAGUAACCCUGUAGUUUGGCUAAGCUGGCUUAGUAAUGGUCACUAUGAUGUGGUGUUAAAUCGCAGUGUGCCCAACCCAGAGUAUAAGGAGUGGUACCAAAGUAUGCAAAACAGAAAGGAUGAAGAGUUGACAUUAUCAGUGGCAUAUUAGCCCAAACUCGUCUUUCACUGUAGGCCUAGGCUAUACAACAAUUUUGGCGUUGGCCAGAUUGUGUUCAAUCCUACCAUGGUUAAGCAAUUGUUUAUGCCAUAAUCUAACUUGUUGGACCUUGAUAUUCAUUGCAAAGGAAUGUGUUUCAGGGUUUAAGUAUGGAAGCAUAUGUGUUGCAAAAUUCAAAUGAGAAUGCAUUCUGCAAUAUGCAAUUCUAAAAGACAUUAUUAAGCAAUUGCCAAUUCAUUAUGCAAUUUAAUAUUGCAAUUUGCAACACUUUCUUUCAAAAUGUAUUUUAAUAUGUGAAGUGACAAUGCAAUCAUCAAAUCAAUUUGAUUUAUUUUGGUUACAAAUUUGAAUAAACAUGGAUUGAAUUGCAUUCCAUUUUGCCGUGGUACUUUAGUCUCAAAAUUCAAAUGGCAAUUAAUUUUGCAUUUCAAUUUUCAAUAUUCAGCGUCAUCAUUUAACCCUUAUGUUGUCCUUGGGGUCAAUUUGACCCCAAGCAGUGUUUAACAUCAUAAAAUAUAUGGUUCACUUUUUUUGUUUUGCUUCAAGUUUCAUGACUUUUCCUUAUUUGAAGGGUACAACAGAGUAAACAUGAAAUUUGCACAAAAAUAUGUUUCCAAUGUCCUGUAAAAAAAGUUACGUUGGUGGUAUUGGGGUCAAUUUGACCCCAUUUUUAUGAAACAUGAUGAAAAUGAAUAUUUGACAAAUUAUGGAUAUUAUUAUUGUAAUAGUAUGAGAACAUGUAGCUAUUAUCAUUAUUUCAUAUACAAGUACAUAUUACAUAUAAGUUAUUUUGGCAGGUCUGAAAAAGUCCAAAAAGUCAGCCUUUGGGCUGUUGACACUGGAUUGGCCAUAUUGCCAGUCAGGGUUCCAGGGUUCAUAAAGGGGUGUGGGGGGGUGGGAUUGUUUUGUAGGGCUUUUGAUAGUGGUUAUUACACUCUUGUUAAGUACCUACCACAAAAAAAAAUUGGGUAAAAAAAAUAAUUUUAAUCAUUUUUGAGAGUUUUUUGUAGCUGGGGUCAAAUUGACCCCAAGGACAACGAACGUCGUAAGAUUUUAGGACAACAUGAGGGUUAAUUGUCAAUUAUUUUUGCAAUUUAAUGUUCAAAAUUCAAUGAAUUUAAUUAUUUUUAAUUUUUUGAUUUUUUAAAUUGUUUUUUGAAAAUGUUUUUUUAAAAAUAUUGAAAACAUUUUGAAUAUUUGUUGGCAAAAAGUUUUGCCCGGUUUGCAGAAAUAGCGCCCCCCGUUAUUGCAUAGCACUUUGUCACGCUCUUUGUGUCUUAAAAUUAAAAUGGCAAUGGCAAACGCGAUUCCAAAACACAUUGCAAACUGUCAGCAGAGCCCAUUUAUGGAGAGCCGGUCCACUUGCUAUUAAAGAGGAACUAUGCAGGAUUGGCGAUUUCAUCUCUGGUUUCGGUUUCGUUUUUUCGUUUCCGCUCGUUUUAUGCUUGCAUUUUCUCUGCAGAGCUUCCCCGACAGCUUUAGCGUGUAUAUUUAUACAUGUAUAGGCUAUAUUUAAAUAUAUAAAUUGCAAGCGUGGUUCUUCGUCUCAGACUUCCAGAUGUAAACAAGGAGCGAUCGUCUCCUGCAGAAAGUUGCAUAGGGUCUCUUUAACUCCAUUGUACCUGCAUUGUAUGGCGGGUCUUGGGCAGGGCCGCUGACGGUCAGACCAGGAGUGCCUGUGAGUGUGAAUGAAACGAUAUGUAGCCCUGUCAUUACAGUUUUUCUCGAUUGUUAACACAAAUUUUCUGAAAACAUGCCUCAUACUCUCAGAACUCUACACACAAAUCCAAAACAACACACACAAUGGGCAAAACCCUGCAAUUCUCCUGCAAAAUGACACUUUACCUUCAAAACAAUGUAAUUUCUCCUCAAAAUGCUCUUUUGUUCUCAAGAGACACACACAAACCAUCAUAUAUCAAGAUAUUUAUAAGGACCAGUUGAACACUGAUGUCCUCAGUGUAAAACACUGCAAUGAAUUGAAAAUACUUCUUCUCCAUUCAUCAUAAUGACUUGGGCCUUUUUUGUUCAGUGUUACCCUACAAACAGUACUACAAACAGUAGAUAAGCUGGUACAGUAAGUUGAUAUGCUUACCCUAUCAAUAUUUUUAAAUAUCUCAUUGUUUUCUAUCAUUUUUCUUUGUAUUUGCCAUAAUGCCUUGAAUUUCCCCUUGGAGAUCAAUAAAGUAUCUAUCUAUCUAUUUUCUAUCUAAUGUUAUGGCGUUUUCUUCUAGGACAAAGUUCAUGAUUUCAGUUUCCUGUUCAGGAGACAGAAGCCCUUGUGUUGGUAAUCUUUCUGCUGCCAAACAGUAAAAUACUGUAAACUGUGUAGGAAUACAAAGUAGGAAUACUUUCCCCAAAUACUUGAAACAUACUUUAUUUUUACAGUCCUACAGAACAGCCCACAGGCAAUACUGUACUACUGUGCUCAUUGAGCUUGUACUGUACGGUACUGUACUGUAUUGAUACGCAGCACUGCAAAGUGGCUCGGAUCUCAUCGGAGAUUACGGUCCUUGGCCUCCCCGUCCUCCUCCUCUUACUCUCACUCCUCUGGCUCUGCCUCUGCCUGUACUACUACUGUAUACUGAAGCUGUGAUUGAUAAUUGUAAAACUGUGUGACAGGUGUUUGCCCAUGUGAUGAGUCAGUGUUCAUGGUAGGGCAGUCACCUUUACAAUUUGAAUGGCAGUGUUUUCCUUGAGAGAACAAGACAUCUUCUUCAUGAAAAUUGUGUCAAAUGUAGAGAAUUGUGUGUAGUGUUUUGAAAAGAGUGUGUUUUAGAACGGCAAUUUGAGUGUAAAGCAGAAAUUGUGCUUAUAGUUUCAAUUUUCAAUUUAAUUUCACUUAUAGAGCCCCAAAACAUUACACAUGUCUCAUGGCGCUUUAUAGAGUGUUAAACAUUCAAAGAGAGCCCAUGAGUAACUAGCCUGACUCUCGCCAGACCCUUGUAGUUCCGCCAUGCUCCACCAGAGGCGUUUCGCUGAGCUCCACACAAGGGUCUGGACGCGAGGGCAAUCCAAACCCCUGCCAGUGAUCAAAAAAUGAGCAACCAAUCAGGAGCGCCGAAGCGAGUGUUUGAUUCAAAUAACAAUGGCGGCACGCAGCGAGGAGUCUUGUGCUGACAUUGAUUCUGCUAUUUCAACCGUUUUGUCGAAUCUAUCGAGUAUUCAUUCUUUAAAAGAUUAACAGAGAAUAGACAUUUAUUGGUGGCAAGGAUGUUUUUACUCUUCUUCCGGGUUUGGCAAGAGCUUGAAGAAGCCUAGCACGUCAUUCAAGAUAACAGGCAAGUGGUUUAUCAAAUCACAUGCGAGGAUGUUUUACAAGGACCCGCCUUCAUAAAUACAUCUCCUAUUGAGAAG
Molecule: messenger RNA, 5275 nt
Organism: Sardina pilchardus (European sardine)
Lineage: Eukaryota; Metazoa; Chordata; Actinopteri; Clupeiformes; Clupeidae
Product: OTU domain-containing protein 1
Exons: 1
Coding region: 923-1912 (329 amino acids)
Biological process (GO): protein K63-linked deubiquitination
Molecular function (GO): cysteine-type deubiquitinase activity
Source: RefSeq, a predicted model, not a curated record